Heterotrigona itama is the source of this 1592-nucleotide messenger RNA. The record is from the annotation of a GenBank genome assembly. Lineage: Eukaryota; Metazoa; Arthropoda; Insecta; Hymenoptera; Apidae.
AUGGAUAUAAACGUUAAGAAAUUGGUCAAAGAUGCUGGUGCUGCGCUUAGCAGGGUUGUACAGGUAAGAAGUACCUUCUAUGAUAAUUAAAAAAUUAUUGAUAAGAAACAGUACUAGUUAAGGCACUUGUGAUUGAACGCUGUCAUUUCUGACAUUUUGUACCUUUUCCACUGGGGAAAACAUUUAAACAAAAUGAUCUUUACUUGAUAGUUAUUGCUUUGUUUAAACGUUAUGAAAUUACAUAUUCGCCAAUGGCUUUUAUACUUUUAUAUUUAUAAAAAUAUAUAUAUACUUUCAUUUGUAAUUUGUCUCUGUGCAUUAAAUUUAAUUAUUGAGAUGUAAGGUUAGUAAAUAUAUAGCACGUCUCAAUAAUUGUUUACAUGUUCUACACUGUACUAUUUGUUAAUUUUUUAUUUUUUUUUUUUUUUGUUGUAUUGUUUGUACUAAAACUCCUCAAUUUUACAUGAUUGCAGAACGACUGUAUAAUGUGUGUGAGUUUAAAUAACUGAUCAUUUGAUGACUCAGAUAUAGAUUGGAAUGACUAACACUCCAGUCCUUCUUAUUAUUCAUGCUAACAUUGUCAAAAUUUAGAUAUAGGAUCUAUUCUGAUGUUAGGAAAAAUAUAAGAAUUUAUGACAAAUAAUAUAUAUAUUAAAUAGUCAAAUGCUUUGAUUUAUUAUAAUAUUUAAAAUUUGUUCAUAGUUAACAGAGGAAACAUUGGGAACAUCGGAGAAAACUGAAUUAGAUGCACAUUUAGAGCAUCUUGCAGAAAGAGCAAAUGCAACUAAGACAUGGACUGAGAAAAUCCUUAGAAAUAUGGAGGCAGUACUUACUCCAAAUCCAGGCAAUAGAAUUGAAGACUUCUUCUAUGAAAAAAUCGAUAAGAAGAGACCUAACAGAUUAAGCAAUCUAGAAUAUGUAGGCUUGGAUAUGAUAGAAGCAGGAAAUGAUUUUGGUCCAGGAAUUGCUUAUGGCAGUGCAUUAAACAAGGUUGGACAAUGUCAGCAAAAAUUAGGACAAAUUGAGAGAAAUUUCAUUAAAGAUGCAGCUAUUUGUUAUAUACAACCCUUGAGGAAAUUUUUGGAAGGUGAAAUGAAAACUGUAACUAAGGAAAUGUCAAUAUUGGAAAAUAAACGGCAGAGAGGGAGUUGAGAAUAGCACAAUCGGAGUUCGAUCGUCAAGCAGAGAUAGUAAAGCUACUGCUGGAAGGCGUUCAAAGCUCUCAGGCUGGGCAUUUGCGUUGUUUGCAUGAAUUUGCUGAGGCACAAGCUCGUUAUUAUGCUCAAUGUCAUGCAGCAAUGCAAGAUUUACAACGUGAACUUGCUGGCUUAUCUGGGGGUCCUUAUCAUCCGACUACCCAAUCAACAUCCAAUGUAUCAGGGAAAGAUGAUGAGCAACUAGCAAGGGUAUUAUGCAAUUUUUCUGCGACAAAUUCCGAUGAAUUAAGCGUCGAACAAAAUGAGGUAAUUACGGUUAUCGAGAUACCUGGCGACGAGGACUACGUAAUUGGUAUAAGUGGAAUAAAACGAGGAAAAGUACCAGCAGCAUAUUUAGAGUUAAUCGAUGUUGGCCAACGAAAAUUCAGUCAAUAA